CUCAAUGCAGUCAGCACCACCUGAAUUGAGAGUGUUUUCUAGAAUUUGCAGCUUCGGGUGCAGCACUGACUGAUCAAUUCUCAGAGGCCAGGAGGAGUUGCUGUGACGCAGGCGGCUGGGUCCAGCCCCAACCUUCAGCUGCUUCUGAAUGACUGGAAGAUCCAAACAGCUCGGAUCAGCACCAGGCAGGCGGCGGAGCUGAGCUAGUCCGAAACUGUUGAAGAUGACAAAAGAAAAUGUGACGGAUGUUGCUUCGGAGGAAGAGCACAAAGAGCUCCACGAGCAGCAGCCAGCAGAGUUCCAGAGCCCGGUGCUAGAGAGACGCAAGAAACCUGUUGUUCACCCGUCUGCCCCAGCACCACUGCCCAAGGAUUAUGCCUUUACAUUCUUUGACCCAAAUGACCCGGCCUGCCAAGAAAUCCUAUUUGACCCCCAGACUACCAUUGCUGAGCUCUUCGCUAUCAUCAGACAGUGGGUGCCCCAGGUGCAGCAUAGGAUCGAUAUCAUCGGAAGUGAGAUUCUCAAGCGAGGUUGCCACGUGAACGAUAGGGAUGGACUGACCGACAUGACUUUAUUGCACUACGCCUGCAAGGCAGGAGCCCACGGAGUCGGGGAUCCUGUGGCUGCUGUGCGCCUGUGCAACCAGCUGAUUUCUUUGGGAGCUGAUGUCGGACUCCGCAGUCGCUGGACCAACAUGAAUGCCCUUCACUACGCCGCUUACUUUGAUGUCCCAGAGAUAGCCCGGAUCCUCCUGAAGGCUCACAAAUCGAAAGUGCUGAACUCCACCUGCAGUGAUUUCAAUCACGGCACAGCCCUGCACAUUGCAGCUUCUAACUUGUGCCUGGGAGCUGUGAAGUGUCUCCUUGAGCAUGGGGCUAAUCCAGCGGUCAGAAAUCGGAAAGGACAGGUUCCCGCGGAUGUGGUCCCAGACCCGAUGGACAUGACGCUGGACAAAGCUGAGGCUGCCAUGGUUGCCAAAGAACUGAAGCAGCUGCUGCUCGAUGCGGUACCUUUGAGCUGUAACCUUCCCAAGGUCACCUUACCAAACUAUGACAACAUCCCUGGGAACCUGAUGCUCACCUCAUUGGGUCUCAAACUCGGGGACAGAGUCAUCGUAGAUACAGACAAGGCUGGAACGCUGCGAUUUUGUGGCACCACCGAGUUUGCCAGUGGACAGUGGGUUGGCGUCGAGCUAGAUGAGCCCGAAGGGAAGAAUGAUGGCAGUGUUGGAGGAAUAAGCUAUUUCAUUUGCCCUCCGAAACAUGGUUAUUUUUCUCCAGUGUCUAAAAUCAGUAAAGCUCCCGAUCAGACCCCGUCUUCUGUAACCUCGACACCUAAAACUCCCAGAAUGGAUUUCUCUCGAAUGACAGGGAAGAUGAAGAAAGAUAAAAAAGCCUUGAGAAGGAAGUCCUUGUCAGUGGGAAGCCUUGAUCGAGAAGGUGUGAAGAUCGAGAUUGGAGACCAAGUGUUGGUUGCGGGUCAGAAACCAGGAAUAAUUCGGUAUUACGGUAAAACAGACUUUGCUCCAGGGUACUGGUAUGGUAUCGAGCUGGAUAAGGCGACUGGGAAGCACGAUGGCUCAGUGUUUGGUGUCCGGUAUUAUACCUGCUCUCCAAAAUAUGGCGUGUUUGCUCCUCCUUCCAGGGUGCAGAGGAUUGGUGGACCUAAGGGACCCCCAAGUGAUGGGACCAUUGGCAAAAAAAUUCACCAAGUAACAAUGACUCAACCCAAGAGAAAUUUAGCAGCUGUGAGGACUCCCAAAGACAUCACAUCAGAGAGCUCCAUAUCCAGAUUACUGUUCUGCUGUUGGUUCCCCUGGAUGCUGAGAGCAGAAAUGCAGUCGUAAAAAAAACCUUCUCACCCUCCUCCUCGGACUCUACUCUUCCUCCUCAACUUGGUUCUUUAUUUGUGCUCUGGAGAAAGACUGCCAAUCACAAUCUUAGAUACUAGUUCAGCUAGAUGCAGUCAUAGUUGAUUCUAGUGCCUUGUACCUUAAUUAAAUAUCCCUGCAUUCCACAGUAGUUUAAAUAGAUGAGAUGACCUUUCCUUUGAUACUGAUUGAAAGAUAUAUAUAUAUAAAAUUAUAUAUAAAUGUA
Chiloscyllium plagiosum (whitespotted bambooshark) is the source of this 2096-nucleotide messenger RNA. It is a transcript of the gene clip3, whose product is annotated as CAP-GLY domain containing linker protein 3. Gene Ontology annotation, biological process: cytoplasmic microtubule organization. Gene Ontology annotation, cellular component: cell cortex; microtubule plus-end; nucleus. Gene Ontology annotation, molecular function: microtubule plus-end binding. NCBI's taxonomy places the organism in Eukaryota, Metazoa, Chordata, Chondrichthyes, Orectolobiformes, Hemiscylliidae. The record is from RefSeq and is a predicted model, not a curated record.